CCUGGCGUGGGUGUGGGGGCGUCUUAACUGGUCUAGUGUCGCUUCCCCACCGCGCCCCUGAAAGUGAGCGGGGUUGCACGUCCCCGAAGCGCCCAGGAGGGCGGGCGCACCAGCUUCUUCUCCGCUGGGUAGUAGGGCAGAGCUUCGCCCGUGCCCGCCUGCCGGCCGGUCUCCUUUGGCGGCCGAGCCAAACCCUGCUCUGCGCCUGGGAAUCUGGGGGCCCCGGGUCAGAGGUGCUCCUCUGAUCACUUCGGAGCCCAAGAGAAGCCUGGUCACGGAAAGCGCCAAAGCCCCGGGCUGGGCUAGUAACCUUUGUCUCCCAGGGGGCUUGAACAGACUGGGAUUUACCGCUCUGGUCAAAGAUUGAGAUUUAUAAAGCUGAAAGGGAUUGUAGGAGGGAUAAUCCAAUACAAAUACCCUAUGAGGAAACGGGCCCGGAGACGUUAAAUCUCCAAUUAAGGGAAUUCCCCCCUGUAAUGUAAUUUCACUUCCAUCCCUUCUUUAAUUUUCUCUUUUUAUUCUUUAAAUUCUUUAAAAAGAAUGCUUUUCCUUUUAAAAUAUUCUUUCAUUCAUGAUUAUUUCUUAUUUUUUAAGAGUUUCCUUAUCUUCAGCGAAUUGAUGUUCAUUAGUUAAUGUUUAAAUUUCUUCAGUAUUUGUAUCACUACUCAUAAAUGAAUGAAUCAGCAGAAACAUUGUAACUGCCUAGAGUGGAACUUCAGCGCUCUUCAGGCGUAGAAUGGCAACUCCCUGGGACACUGAGACUGCAGAAGACCACGAGAGAAUUUUGAAAGUGAAAAUUGAGCAUGAGGGUUACAAUUUCAGGCAAGAUUCCACCCUGCCAAAGAAGCAUCUCAAUCCCAGGGAGUGUUUCCGGCAGUGCUUCCGGCAGUUUUGCUACCAAGAGACCUCUGGGCCUCGAGAGGCUCUGAGCAGACUCCGGGAGCUCUGCCACCAAUGGCUCAGACCAGAGAUACACACGAAGGAACAGAUCUUGGAGCUUCUGGUAUUGGAGCAAUUUCUAACCAUCCUGCCUGAGGAACUUCAGACCUGGGUGCGGAAACAUCAUCCACAGAGUGGAGAGGAGGCAGUAACUGUGCUGGAGGAUUUGGAGAGAGAGCUUGAUGAACCAGAACAGCAGUUCCUUCAAUUGAUGCACAUAAGUCAUGAAUUUGAGGCCCUUGGCCAUUCUGGCUUUCUUCCUCUGGAUGUUCUUCAACAAGACUCAGCAUGUACACAAGGACAGGAAAUGUCUUUGAGGGAGGUGGCAUCUGUAGAAAAAACACAACCUUUGAGUGUCUCUCUCUGGCCGGUGGCAGCCCUGUUCAAGUGUGAAUCACCAGACCCCCAAUCCCUACAUGAGAGAGUUUCAGAUGACGAGACCAGAAGUGACCAUGGAAAGUUGACUUCAAAGCUGGAAAACCUUGAAGAAAUGGAAACAAGCAGAGAAAUAUCUGGCACACUUACUAAAGGAAUUCCCACAGGUCCUGAGUGUGAAGAAACCUAUGAACAGCAGGAGGGAAAGUUAGAAGAUGCUUGCGGAUAUCCUCCAGGGGAUAAGCAGUAGUCUAAGUGUGAUGAAAAUGGAAUACACUUCACUAAGAGCCCAAGUGUUAUUGAAAAUAAGAGAAUGUGUUCUGGGGAGAAACCUUAUGAGUGUGAUGAGUGUGGGAAAACCUUUAGUCAGAACUCUCGGCUUAUUGAACAUCAAAGAAUCCAUACUGGAGACAGACCCUACAAAUGUGAAGAAUGUGGAAAAGCUUUUCGUGGGAGAACCGUACUUAUUCGACAUAAAAUAAUCCAUACUGGGGAGAAACCCUAUAAAUGUAAUGAGUGUGGGAAAGCUUUUGGUCGGUGGUCAGCCCUUAAUCAACAUCAGAGACUUCAUACUGGAGAGAAACAUUAUCACUGUAAUGAAUGUGGGAAAGCCUUCAGUCAGAAAGCAGGUCUUUUUCAUCACCUCAAAAUCCACACUAGAGACAAGCCCCAUCAGUGCAGUCAGUGUAAUAAAAGUUUUAGUCGCCGUUCAAUCCUUGUUCAACAUCAGGGAGUUCAUACAGGGGAGAAACCCUAUGAGUGCAGUGAGUGUGGAAAAGCCUUUGUUUACAAUUCAUCCCUUGUUUCACAUCAAGAAAUCCACCACAAAGAAAAAUGCUAUCAAUGUAGUGAAUGCGGGAAAGCCUUUAGUCAAAGUGGCCUUAUUCAACAUCAAAGAACCCACACUGGGGAGAAACCCUAUAAAUGUGACGUGUGUGGGAAAGCGUUCAUUCAAAGGACAAGCCUUAUAGAGCAUCAGCGAAUUCACACUGGAGAGAGACCCUAUAAAUGUGAUCAGUGUGGGAAAGCUUUCACUCAAAGAUCAGUCCUUACUGAACAUCAAAGAAUCCACACUGGAGAAAGACCUUACAAAUGUGAUGAGUGUGGGAAUGCUUUCCGUGGCAUCACUAGUCUUAUUCAACACCAGAGAACACAUACUGGGGAGAAGCCCUAUCAAUGUGAUGAGUGUGGGAAAGCCUUCCGACAGAGGUCAGACCUUAGUAAACAUCAGAGAAUCCACAUUAGAAGUAGCUCAUAUAAAUGCAAUGAAUGUGGAAAGACUUUCAGUCAUAACUCAACUCUUACUCAACAUCAGUCUGUCCACAAUGUAGAAAAAUCUGUCUCUUUGUAAUGGCUGUAGGAAAAUUUCAUCAAAGUUUAGCAUUAGGGUAGCUACAUUGGAGUGGUUCCCAAAACGUAUUGGGAUAAAGCUUCACUCACCAUUCCUACAAACAAUAAAUAUUUAAUAAUAGGUGCUUAGUGGAUCAAGAAGUAUGAGAUAUAGUCCCUUGUCCUUGAUGAUCUUACGGUCUCUUUGAAAAGAUAAAACACACACCUGAAACAAUAUAAGAGUUUCAAAGUUUUAAUUGCAUGAGUAGGAAAAAUAAAUGCAACUGGAAUUCAGAAGAUGGAAAGAACAUUGUGGUUGGAAGUGUUAGGAGUGGCUUCCUAGGGGAGGUGGGGCUUGAGCUGGAUUUUAAAAGUUGAAUAAGGUUUUAGAUGGAUGAAACUGAAGGGAGAACUACUAUGCACAGGGGAAAUUACAUGAGCUAAAUUGAAGAAACAGGAUGCACACAAGGUGUUUGGGGACAGCAAGUAUGCCAGUCUAACAAGCAGAAGCAAAGAUUUGCCUUGGGCUGUCACUUCCCUGGGAUUAGAUUUAAUUAUAACGGCAUGGAAUAGGCCUUUUUGAAGUAAUGACUCUCCACAUAAGUGGUGUGUGGACUAGACUAAUACAGUCACUAGGCUAGAUUCUCUCAUGCUACCAUUUUUGAUGGCACCCUACUGAAUACAGCAUAACAUCCAAAUUCCUUUGCCUGACAUUGAAGGCUCUCUGCAACCUUACUCUAACCUAACAUUAGUUAAUUCUAACCCGGGGGAAAUUGUAGCCCAACGUGUAUCUCUUGAGUAAAUGUCCUGUGGAGGUGGCGAGGGAAAGACAUUACAGUUAUCCCUUCCACAUCUCGGCUUUCCCCAUCAUGAUUUCAAUAUAUCGUGGGUCGGCAUAAGAAAUGGGAAUUUUUUGUGGAAGCCAUAGAUGACAUGUGAAGGCCAGCACAGAAAAGUUUAGA
Messenger RNA from Phascolarctos cinereus (koala), 3605 nucleotides. The record is from RefSeq and is a predicted model, not a curated record. Lineage: Eukaryota; Metazoa; Chordata; Mammalia; Diprotodontia; Phascolarctidae.